AUUACCAUUGCUAUCUGGAGUUCCAUUUCUUUUCUGUUUGUUGUUUUCUUUUCCUUUGCUCACAAGUCAUGACAUGAGCAAACAAAGUCCAUUUUCACGUGGCAAAUGAAUGUCUUGGAAACAGGGAGAUUCUCCAACGGUAGGCUUUGUGGCAUGAGGUGUAAUGUAAUGCAAGCUAUGGACGUGUCAAAGAUCCCCCUGCCUACAUACCCGUUCUCCUCAUUUGAUUUCCCCAACGACAUACACAAGUUUCGCACUAGAAUCCUCCAAUUCCAUUGCCUUCCACAUUCUUGUAUCUUUCUCUACUGCUCCCUCCAAAGUGUUCUGCUUCAACAACUGUUGUUUUGUCUGAGUUACUCAUGAAAAAUUAUCAACAUGUAUAAGAAGCGUUUGAAUAUCUGGGUUCAUGCUUUAUUUAACCUGAAAGCUCCAUAUUGCAUCGACCCUUUUCUUGAGAGAUGGUUGGCUUUGGAAAGAAACUGAGAGAAUCACAAAUUCAAGAAUGGCAAGGAUACUACAUUAAUUAUAAAUUAAUGAAGAAGAAAGUCAACCGAUACACACAACAAAUUGAGGUUCAAACACAAAAUCGCCUCAAUGUUCUGAUGGACUUCUCAAGAUUGCUAGAUUGUCAGAUCGAAAAGAUAGUUCUUUUCCUGCUAGAACAACAAGGACUACUUGGUACCAGGUUAUCCAAUCUCAGAGAGCAGCACCAUGCCCUUUUACCGCAGCCCAAUGGAUCAAGAAUAUUUGAAUUACAAGAAGCAUACAGAGCAGUUGGACGUGACCUUUUAAGGCUUCUAUUUUUUGUUGAGAUGAAUGCCAUUGGUUUACGCAAGAUAUUGAAAAAGUUCGAUAAACGGUUUGGUUAUAAGUUCACUGACUACUAUGUUAAAACUCGUGCAAAUCAUCCUUACUCCCAGUUGCAACAAAUUUUUAAGCAUGUGGGUUUUGGUGCUGUCAUUGGAACCAUAUCUCGCAAUCUUGCUGACCUUCAAGACCUUCAACGCCAUCAGGGAAACUACAUAUCAAUAUAUGAUCAGCCUGCUUUAUCCCACCCGGAUCCUGUCAUUGAUUCUAUUAGAUCAGCUGUAGACAGGUUUUCAAACUCAACAAAUUACCUUCACUUUUUGGGAAGGCAUGCGUUUAUUAUGGAGGAGGAGUUACCAACUCAAUCUGAAGAUGAUAAUGUUGACAACAGAUAUCACUCUAUGUCACUUCUCUUGAACCUAGUAAACACAUUUCUGUACAUGGUUAACACAUAUAUUAUAGUGCCAACAGCAGACAACUACUCCAUGAGACUUGGAGCUGCAGCAACCGUCUGUGGUGUUGUGAUUGGCUCUAUGGCUGUCGCACAGUUGUUUUCUUCAGUUUAUUUUAGCGCAUGGUCGAAUAGAUCAUACUUGAGGCCACUUGUAUUUAGUAGCAUCGUCCUUCUGGUGGGAAACACCUUAUAUGCAUUGGCCUAUGAUCUCAAUUCAAUAUCAGUUCUUCUGAUUGGUCGCCUGUUCUGUGGGUUAGGUUCAGCAAGAGCUGUUAACAGGCGUUAUAUCAGUGAUUGUGUGCCGCUGAAAUUGCGAAUGAAGGCUUCUGCUGGUUUUGUCAGCGCGAGUGCGCUUGGAAUGGCAUGUGGUCCAGCUCUUGCUUGUUUACUUCAGAUGAAUUUUAAGAUUUCCAAAAUCACUUUUAAUGAAGACACUUUACCCGGUUGGCUUAUGGCUCUUGCGUGGCUUGUCUACUUAAUGUGGUUAUGGAUUUCUUUUAGAGAGCCCCCUCGUGAGACUAAAGAAAAUCUUGUGCCGCAGGAAAUUGAUGCUGGACCAUUGGUAAAUGUUGCCGUGGAGAAUGGUUUCAACCAACCAUUGCUAAUGAAAUCAGAAGCUAAGCAACAAGAUGAAGAUGGAGACAAAGAAUGUGAUGAUGCUGAAGAAGAUUCUGGGGAAAUUCACAAACCUGUCACAUCAAUUGUGGUGGCAUAUAGAUUACUUACACCAUCAAUAAAGGUUCAACUAUUUGUGUAUUUUAUGCUCAAAUAUGCCAUGGAGAUUUUACUUGCUGAAUCAAGUGUCAUCACUGGAUAUUAUUUUCUUUGGCCAAUCAACAGUGUGGCAGUCUUUCUUGCAUGCCUCGGUCUAACAGUGCUUCCAGUAAACUUUAUUGUUGGUAACUAUAUCAGCAACAUGUUUGAAGAAAGGCAAAUUCUACUGGCAUCUGAAAUUAUGGUGUGUAUUGGUAUACUCCUAAGUUUCCACGUAUUCAUCCCUUACUCUGUCUCUCAGUAUGUUGGCUCAGCUCUAAUCACGUUUGUGUCUGCUGAAGUCCUUGAAGGCGUGAACUUAUCGCUUCUAUCCCGUGUCAUGUCAUCAAGGCUUUCCCGUGGGACAUACAAUGGUGGACUGCUCUCCACGGAAGCGGGGACUCUGGCUCGAGUAAUUGCAGAUGGUACAAUAACACUGUUUGGUUAUUUGGGUGAGAGUAAGCUCUUGAAUAUCACCUUAGUUCCUGCACUCCUCAUCUGUAUCUCAUCCAUCAUAGCCACCUGCUUCACCUACAACUCUCUCUACUAGUACCCUUCCAUUCUAACAUGCACAAAUGUUGAAUUGUAUAGCUGAACUUUUUCACUGAUCAAAGGUGUACAAUGCUCUACAAUGAGAGCUAUCAACUUGUCUUGUUAUCUUUCCCAUGAAUGUGUUUCUAAUUGUUUAUGACCCCAUUAAAGGUUGAAAGUAGGCUAAUCGUCUAAUGCCCUUUUACUUAUUUGCUACCAUAUUUCCUUCUAUGAGCAUGAACUCUGUUGAGCUCACUAAUACUCAAUCAGUCAAUUGGUAUGCAACAA
Alnus glutinosa is the source of this 2833-nucleotide messenger RNA. Its product is annotated as SPX domain-containing membrane protein At4g22990-like. Bases 459 to 2564 code for a protein of 701 amino acids. Gene Ontology annotation, cellular component: membrane. The record is from RefSeq and is a predicted model, not a curated record. NCBI's taxonomy places the organism in Eukaryota, Viridiplantae, Streptophyta, Magnoliopsida, Fagales, Betulaceae. Gene Ontology annotation, biological process: transmembrane transport. Gene Ontology annotation, molecular function: transmembrane transporter activity. The transcript has 12 exons.